Messenger RNA from Fusarium keratoplasticum, 2628 nucleotides. RefSeq names its product Beta-glucosidase. The record is from RefSeq and is a predicted model, not a curated record. The transcript has 4 exons. NCBI's taxonomy places the organism in Eukaryota, Fungi, Ascomycota, Sordariomycetes, Hypocreales, Nectriaceae. Gene Ontology annotation, molecular function: beta-glucosidase activity. The coding region runs from base 1 to 2628 and encodes 875 amino acids. Gene Ontology annotation, biological process: glucan catabolic process.
AUGAAGGCAUUCCUCCUUGCAAAUGCCCUGCUGCAGGCAUGUGCUAUCACAGAGGCCGGUGUCGUCCAUUACCAACAGGAGGAUCAUAGUGCCAAUGCGUUCUCGGAGCCCGUCUAUCCAUCACCAUGGAUGGACCCAGGCGCAGAUGGGUGGAGCGAAGCCUAUACUAAAGCAAAGGCCUUUGUCUCCGAAAUGACCCUGCUCGAAAAGGUCAACCUAACGACUGGCGUGGGCUGGCAGAACGAACGAUGCGUGGGCAACGUCGGUGACGUUCCUCGCCUCGGCCUCCGUGGUCUAUGUAUGCAAGACGGCCCAGUGGGGGUCCGGCUUACCGACUACAACUCGGUCUUUCCGUCAGGGCAAUCGGCGGCUGCGACCUGGGAUAGAAACCUGAUUUUCCGCAAGGCUCAAGCCAUCGGUGAGGAGUUUAGAGACAAGGGUGUUGAUGUCGUGCUUUCGCCUGUCGCGGGCCCCCUGGGACGAAAUCCCUCCGGUGGUCGCAACUGGGAGGGUUUCUCUCCCGACCCUUGGCUGACUGGCGUGGCCAUGGCUGAGUCGGUAAAGGGCAUGCAAAGCGUUGGAGUCAUCGCCACUGCGAAACACUUCGUCGGAAACGAACAAGAACACUAUAGAAUCAACUGGGAGGCUGCCAAUCACGGACUUCCCGAUCUUGCCGAAUCUUUGUCGUCUAAUAUUGACGAUAAGACCAUGCAUGAGCUAUACAUGUGGCCCUUUGCCGAUGCUGUCAAGGCGGGCGUCGGCUCCGUCAUGUGCUCGUAUCAGCAGGUCAACAACUCAUACGGCUGUCAGGACUCUAAGCUUCUAAAUGGGUUGCUAAAGAGUGAGCUAGGCUUCCAGGGCUUUGUAAUGAGCGAUUGGAUGGCCCAACAUAGCGGAGCAGCGACCGCCGUUGCCGGGCUUGAUAUGACCAUGGCUGGCGAUACUAUCUUGGGUACCGGCAGGAGUUACUGGGGCACGAACCUGACGCUCGCAGUAUUGAAUGGUACUGUUCCAGCCCAUCGAGUUGAUGAUAUGGCAAUGCGGAUUAUGGCCGCCUACUUCAAGGUAGGAAGAACGGUAGAGGACCAGCCCGAAAUCAACUUCUCCUCGUGGACCAAUGACGCCUACGGCCCUGUCCAAUUUACUGCCCAGGAGAAUCAACAGGUCAUCAAUCGCCAUGUCGACGUGCGAUCUGACCAUGCAAACCUCAUUCGUGAGAUUGGUGCUGCGGCUACAGUCCUCUUGAAAAACCAGGGUUCGCUUCCUCUCCAGAAGCCCAAGUUCCUUGCCGUGUUUGGCGAGGAUGCGGGCCCAAACCCGAGCGGCCCAAACAGCUGUCCCGAUAGGGCUUGUGGAGAUGCCCUCUUCGCCGCUGGCUGGGGCUCUGGAACAGCCAACUACCCAUAUCUCGUCACUCCCGAUUACGCCCUUCAGCAGCGGGCUCUUCAGGAUGGAUCAAGGUACGAAAGCGUUCUGAUCAACUACGGCACACAAACCACUCUUCUGGCCUCCAAAGAAGAAGUCACAUCUAUCGUCUUCGUUCAUGCAGCCGCCGGCGAAGGUUAUGUCGGUGUCGAUGGAAACUUUGGCGAUCGGAAGAACUUCACUCUCUGGAGGGACGGCGACGUCCUGAUCCACAACGUGUCUUCCAACUGCAACAACACCAUCGUUGUCAUCCAUUCGCCUGGCCCUGUCGACGUUACUUCCUGGUACCAAAAUCCCAAUAUCACCGCCAUCGUAUGGGCUGGACUCCCUGGUCAGGAAGCUGGGAACGCCAUCACCGAUAUCCUGUACGGCAAAGUCAAUCCAUCGGGCAAGCUUCCAUUCACUUGGGGUCCAAACCUGGAGAGCUAUGGUGUGGAUGUUCUCGUCAAGCCUAACAACGGCAAGGGCGCUCCUCAGGUCGAUUUUGACGAGGGCGUCUUCAUCGACUAUCGCCACUUCGACCGCGUGGCUCUGAACGGUAGCGAGGGUGCUCCUAUCUGGGAGUUUGGCUUUGGACUAUCGUAUACUACCUUUAGCUACUCCGAUAUCCAGGUCCAGAAGUGGCCAGCCCAGCGUUACAGCGCUUCCUCGGGCUCUUCCCGUCCUGCGCCCGUCUUUGGCAACUUCUCGACUAACUAUGAGGACUAUCUCUUCCCUGAGGACCAGUUCCACUUCUCGAGGGCCUUUAUUUACCCCUACUUGAACACAACUGGCCCACGAGAAGCCUCGGAUGACAGGGACUAUGGUCAGACUGCGUCCGAGUUCCUGCCCCCCAACGCCCUCAGCUCGUCAUCACAGGCUGUACACCCUGCUGGUGGUGCGCCCGGCGGCAACCCCCGGCUAUGGGAUGUCCUGUACACCGUGGCUUGCACUGUCACUAAUACUGGAGACGUGCGUGGUGCUGAGGUUGUCGAGCUCUAUGUGUCCCUCGGCGGCCCUGAAGAGCCUGUCCGCGUUCUGCGUGGCUUCGAUCGCAUUUUUCUGGACCCUGGCGCUAGUGCCACUUUCUCGGCCUCGCUGAAUAGGCGCGAUCUCAGCAACUGGGAUAUUAAUCUCCAAAACUGGGUAGUCACUGAGCACCAGAAGACGGUAUAUAUCGGCAGCUCGUCGCGUAACCUGCCUUUGUCUGCGACAUUGCAAUAG